CUUAAGGCCUGAACAGCAGCUGGGGAGAUUAGAAAGGAGAGGACACAGAGGCUCACACAUAAACCCGGCCAGCCAGGACAGAUCCGGAUCAAACCAGAGAGGACUCUUAUCAGACUUGGACUGGAUCAAGGAUGUCCAAGCAUCUUCUUCUGGCAAGAAAUAUUUCGAGCAGACUCCAAUGACACCUAAGAUCUGCAGAAGUCUCGUGGUGGAUCUUAUCUUUUGUUGGUAGUGUGAAACUGCUUCCAUUUGGGUUCUACAGUAGACCACACAAAAAUCAAGAACUGAUCUGUCUGAAUUAGUUUGAUUCUGACUGGUCUGUUCUUAUCAAACUUUGACCAUGAGCUGUUUUGGUUAUCGUCGAGAGCUGAGUAAGUACGAAGAUGUCGACGAGGACGAGCUUUUGGCUUCUCUCAGCCCCGAGGAGCUGGCCGAGUUGGAAAAGGAGCUGGCCGAUAUCGAUCCUGACGCUAACGUACCCAUCGGACUGAGACAGAGAGACCAGACAGAUAAGACGCCAACGGGCACCUUCAGCAGAGAGGCCCUCAUGAAGUACUGGGAAAGCGAGACUCGCAGACUGCUGGAGGACGAGAUCGGAGGAGGAAGCCCUAAACCGGAUGAAGAACAAGAAGAGGAAUGUGUGACGCAAGAAAACAGCGAAGACGAGGAAGAGAAAGACGAUGAAAAUGAGAAAGAGCAGAAAAAUAAGGAAGAAGAGGAGGAAGAUGAAGAAGAGGAGGAGGAGGAAAGUGAGGAGGAAGAGGAACCUGUAACAGAAGAAGAGGAAGAAGAUGAUGAAGAGGAGGAACAGGAUAAUAAAUUAAAACCUGAACCCACAAAGGAUUCGGCACCAUUGACGUUGCGGGUCGACACCCCGACACUGUUGAGGCCUCAGAGGGCGGAGCCUCUCAGACUGACUCCUCCUCCUCCACCUGUUGACCAAAACAUGACUGGAAACCCAACUGUUGUCGACGACGCUCUGCAGCGAGCCCUUAGCAACGACCCCGAACUCACAGAGGUCAACCUAAACAAUAUUGAUGACAUCUCACAGGAGACUCUCAUCCGAUUUGCUGAGGCUCUGAGGUCCAACACUCAUGUCAGAGUCUUCAGCCUCGCCAACACUCGAGCCGACGACCCCGUGGCUCUGGCCAUCGCUAAGAUGCUGAGGGAGAACUCGUCCAUCAUCAGUCUGAAUAUAGAGUCCAACUAUGUGACUGGGAAGGGAGUCAUGGCGCUGGUUCAAGCUCUCCCAGGAAACAGCACUUUGACUGAGCUUCGGUUCCACAACCAGAGACACAUGUGUGGAGGACAGGUAGAAAUGGAAAUGGUGAAGAUUCUGAGGGAAAACCACACUCUGAUCAAACUGGGCUACCAGUUCAACCUCCCUGGCCCCAGAAUGAGCAUGACUGGGAUCCUCACCAGGAACCAAGACCGUCAGAGACAGAAGCGUCUUCAGGAGCAGAGGCAGCAGCAGCAGCAGGGCCAACCAGACGGAGCUGUUAACCCCAGAACCACUGCACUGCGAGGAACGCCUGUUUCAUCGCCCUACAGCUCACCCUGGUCCUCGCCCAAACUGCCCCGAAGCGACACGUCUAAAAAACAGACUCCCCCUGCUCCACCUCCUCCCCCACCUCCGCCACCACCUCCUCCUCCCCCACCUCCACCGCCGCCUCCCCCCCAGCAGGAGAAGAAAAAGCCCACGAGGAUGAUCGCGGAGGUCAUCAAGGCCCACGAGGCCGGCAGCAAAAAGGUGGCGAAAACGAAAGGGAAGAAGGGCAAGAAGGCGAAGGAGAAGGAGGAGACGAGCAGCAUCCUGAAGGAGCUGAAGAGUGCCCUGAGGCCAGUGUCGGUGGACCGGAGAGGGGAGGAGGGCAGCAGGCCGUCCACGCCAAUGAGGUCGGCCCACGAUCAGCUGAUGGAGUCCAUCCGCCACAGCAGCCUCCGCAAUCUGAGACGGGUGGAAGUACCACAUCAUCUCCGAUAAUGCCAGAAGAAAUACAAGAGAUCACCUUUAAUAUCACGCUAAAUGUGGAAUUUGCAUAAUGAUGACGACUGAGUGACCAACAGUGACGAAACCACUGGAGGACGAAAGGUGAAAACAUGGGUUUUCAGAGGAGAAUAACCUGAAUUCUAGUUAAAUAUACUGGAAAUUUGCACUGCCGUAACGACAGCUUUACAUUUUCAUAACGUUUCUGAUUUUUUUUACUCACAAUAGAAGAUGGUGUUUGUAUGAUGGUUUUAAAAAUGAGUGGACUGAUUUGUUUACGAGUAAGUUUUCUAAAUUGUAAAAUUGUAAAUACGAUCUGUUGUUGGUUGAGCUACUGUAUGUUUUAAUGUCUAAAUAUAGCCUUUUGCUGUUUACAAUACUA
Molecule: messenger RNA, 2369 nt
Organism: Acanthochromis polyacanthus (spiny chromis)
Lineage: Eukaryota; Metazoa; Chordata; Actinopteri; Pomacentridae
Gene: lmod2b
Product: leiomodin 2 (cardiac) b
Exons: 6
Coding region: 341-1984 (547 amino acids)
Biological process (GO): myofibril assembly; pointed-end actin filament capping; muscle contraction
Cellular component (GO): striated muscle thin filament; myofibril
Molecular function (GO): tropomyosin binding
Source: RefSeq, a predicted model, not a curated record